Molecule: messenger RNA, 1416 nt
Organism: Anisakis simplex (herring worm)
Lineage: Eukaryota; Metazoa; Nematoda; Chromadorea; Rhabditida; Anisakidae
Source: the annotation of a GenBank genome assembly
AUGUCUGUCUAUACAAUUCCAAGUCAAUUUAGAAGAGAGUUGGAGCUGGUUUCAAAGAACGCAGAAAUGGACGUGGCAAGUUUUAGCAGCAUGUUAUCCAGCCCUGUCAAUUUGUCGGAAAUGUGGCCAAAUCCGUCAUGGCUUAUAAUGGUUUUUGUAUUCAUUGCAGUACUUCGUAUUCUCAAGGUGUUCAGCUUUCCCGAAAAACCUGAGGUAAUAUAUGUGGACAAAUCAUCAGAAAAACACCAGGCUGUUGGCGAAGUACUUGCAAAGUGCUCCAUUCUGAAUGAAAUAUAUAAUCCUCCUCUGCUUUGGGGUCGUAAUGGUCACUUUCAAACGGCUGCCUAUGGCCUAAUUGGGCAUGCGUCACUGGGAAGAACGUUUGAUUCAAGACGUAUCAUUAAACUACCAGAUGGCUCAUCGGUUAUUGUUGAUAUAUUUGAACCAGUAGUAUCACAUUCAACUGGAAAAGACUAUACGUUAGCACUGUGUCCUGGUAUAGCAAAUUCGAGUGAAUCCAACUACAUUCGUACAUGUGUUCAUUAUGCGCAACAAAAUGGUUACAGAUGCGUCGUAUUGAAUCACCUUGGUGCUCUGUCAGAUAUUAAUCUCACUUCAUCUCGAAUUUUUUCUUAUGGUGGUAUCGAGGAACUGAAUGCAAUGAUGUUACAUAUUAGUGAAUUAUAUCCAAAUACACGUUUUAUAUCAGUUGGUUUUAGUAUGGGCGCAAAUAUAACAUCACGUUUCUUGCAUUAUGCUGAUCAAAAUCUGCUUGAUAAAAUUGUUAUUGGUUUAUCAGUGUGUCAAGGAUAUUGCGCUAAAACAUCAGCAUCAAUAAAUCUCGACUGGGAAAAUGGACGUCGUGCAUAUAAUUAUGUGAUAACAGAGAACAUGAAAAGACUACUGCGGCGAAAUUAUGAUAUGGCUGUAGCACCGUUCAGCAAAGCACGUCUUAUUGAUGAACAGGUGGGCUAUUUGCAUUUAAAUGUUAAGGUGGUCCACAAAUGUGCCGAAAAAAAUAUCAGUGGUGUGCAACGUUGCACUGUUUCGUUCAGUGAGCGUCUUUGGUGUGCAACGUCGAUAUUAGCGUUUGAUGAAUCGUACAGUCGUCGUGUAUUCGGUUAUUCAUCACUCGCAAGUUUCUAUGAAGAGUGCAGUUGUCUCCCACUUCUGCACAAAAUCACCGUGCCAAUGGUAUUCGUAAAUGCAUUGGAUGAUCCAUUAAUACCAAAACAACUAUGGGAGCCAGUGAAAGAAUUAGUGCAGGGAAAUCCUCAAUUUGGAUUCGUCCUGACUAAGCAUGGUGGUCAUCUGGGAUUUUUAGAAGGCGCAAGCGUAGCGCCAAAUUCAGUAACAUGGCUUGAUCGAUUUAUUGUUCAGUUGUCCAAUGCAGCAGUUGAUAUCUAUGAGAGUUGA